GGAACUAAAGAAACAAAGAGUUGAAGGGGGGACACAUUUAAGCAACGUACGGAUCUCUCAUGUGUAAUGAGGAAAGUCAACAGUAAUAAAUAUUUUGGGCACGUACGUCAGGCUGUAAAAUCAAACAGAGAACCGAAUGUCCAAAUACAUGGUUUCAAUACAUCAGUGCUACAGUACGUGGAGGAUAAUCGGCUUAAAAACUCAAAAGCUGAGCCCGGCACCUCUGUGGUGGUUGUGGUCGUGUAACUGUCACUCCGGUCCCGAGGUUGUUUUACAGCUGAAGGCGCAGAAAGGAGCCUCCAGUCACGAGGUAACAAAAAGGCACAAAAGAGAAAGAUCUUCAUGUCAAGAAAUACUGGACCACUUUGACCAGCAGUACAGUCAGGAACUUGGAGACUUGUGGGCAUCUGCAAGAUCAGUGCUCCUGGACCCUCAGUCUUGGCAGCAUGGGGUCAUGCUCAACCGUUUCAGCGUGGCAACAGACAUCACAGAGAUUCUCCAAUCACAGGGCUUUUCCGCAUUGCUGCCACAAACGGAUGUGUCCACAAUCCUUUGUGAUGCCCCCUUGUCAGUGGCAAACUCUAAAAACCAAGCAGGAGAAGACUCUGUUUUGCCACCUCACUACAUCUCCAAAUGUCCCCCUAAUUUCUCCCUUCACCAGCGUGGCAGCACCUCUCAUACGUUUGUUCCGGACUUUCAAUCAGAGCCUUCGCUCGCUUUGCCCCGUCCAUCAUUACAGUGUUACAUCCACCCAUAUCCACUGCGGUUUCCCUCCCAGGCUCACAGGCCCGGCCAGCUGAAACAAUACUACCUCCUGAAUGCUGCCUCCUUGCUUCCUGUGCUGGCUCUGCAAGUCAGAGAUGAGGAGAAGGUUUUGGAUCUUUGUUCUGCACCUGGAGGCAAAGCCUUAGCCAUAAUGCAGUGUGCUACCCCAGCACGUCUCUGCUGUAAUGAACCAGACCCUCACAGACGAGACUGGCUGGCCAAGACCCUGGAGUCUUUUCUGCCGCGCUCACUGAACAGCAGAGUGAUUGUGUCUGCGCAAGAUGGACGGUAUUUUGGCCAAAAUGAAGCGGGGACAUAUGACAAGGUUUUAGUCGAUGCUCCAUGUUCUAAUGACAGGAGCUGGUUGUAUUCUUGCAGCAGCCAGCAGGGGGAACAGAGACUAAAGGAAAGAGGGAGUCUGCCUGCACUUCAAGCUCAACUGCUUAGGUCUGCAUUGUCAGCGGUGCGUCCAGGGGGCGUUGUGGUCUAUUCCACUUGUACACUUUCCAGCUCUGAGAACUGUGCUGUCAUUGAGACAGUAUUGAAUGACUGUCCUGAGGCUGAACCUGAAGACCUGUGGGAGGGGAUUGCUGCUCCUUUAUCAAAAUACUUUGCAUUUAGUCCUGCUCACCGUGGUCAUGGAGGAGAGACGCUCUACAAGCUGUCCCCGCAGGCGCAGGAUGGCAGUGUGUCCUCUUAUCGCCACACACUCGGAAUUUUAGUGGUUCCUCAGCCGGGCAAGACCUGGGGACCAAUGUUUUUGUCUCGGCUCAGAAGGAGGAAAUAGUGUGCAUCCUCCUGUGCUGAAAAGAUAUGUGGAAACAAAUGGCUAAACGUACUCAUUUUGUUCUGCCGUAACUUUAGUUACCUGUGGGGUUUUUUAGUAUCCAAACUGUCUCAUGGAGCUGGCUAAUAAUCCAUCCAGACACAUUUAACACAUCGAAAACUCUACACAAUGCCAACUUCAGAGAUAGGCAGAUAUGUACAUGAGGGUGUCGCCACAUUAGGGCAAAGAAAUGAUGAUAUUUCACCUCAGUCUUGCUGACCUUUAGUGAUCUGCAUCAAAAAUACGUGGUAGGCAACCUGCAUUUAAUUAAAGCAGCUGUAAUUGAUAUUUCUAUAAGAACAAUGAAUCAAAUGACAACUUGAAAGCAACGUGACAGUUUGUGAUGACCCCACAGAGAAUUACCACCUGAAUCUGCAGCUCUCCUCAGCUUUGUGAGACUUUGAGAGUUUCAGUUCAUUGUAGCAAUGCUGACUGUUUUGGUCCACUCUCAUAGUGUUGAUUUUAAAGCAGAAACACUGAAAGUGCUCAAAAUGAAGCAUUUAGUGGUUAAAGAGCCAGAUAUCUUUUACUCAGGAGUUGGUAGAGGCCAAACAGAGCCAAAAGAAACUUCAUAUUGGGCUUAUGUUCACCAGGUAGCCAUAAGGAAGACUAAAAAUGAAUAAUGUUGCUUUUUAAUUGCUGAAUAUGAAAACUUUUUUUAACCUCUGUAACCAACUCUUAAUUUAUUUUUAUAGUAUUAUUAUUUAUUAUUGAUUUUUCUUUAUAGCAACCAUGGAAAUUACUAACACUGCAGAUGCAGAAUUAGAUGGCAUCGACUGAAUAUUUUUAAGUGCUUCACAUUAAUAACACUGGGUGUCCAUGGUGUAUAAUAGGAUUGAUAAUGCCAUAACACUGCAGCAUUCUAUAAGAUUGUGACAUUAAAAAUUAAUUCACAGUUUAUUCUGUGAGAAGUGAGUGCUUAUGGUGAGAGUUUUACUUUCUAAAUACUCUUUCAAUGGUAGUUGCAUUACAAGACCCUCGCAUCUUCCAAGCCUGAAGUCAGUAUAUCGGUUUGCACUCAUCAAAUUUUUAUUUACUCUUGACAUAGGUUAAUUUUUUCACAAGUUUUUCUUUGAACUUCAUGUCUGUUACGUUUAUUGACCUGUGUUUAUUUCUGUAUUUCUUGGGGCCAUAACUGUACUGCAGACGUUUCCCAACAUGACAUACUCUGCAGGAGGCAACAAGUUUCCUGUCUGAUAGAUUAGUUUAAUAACCUGGAAGAGCAGUAGUAAUAUAAUUAACACCUUGCCUCCUUCUUCCGUCCCACUACUCCCUUGCUGCAUUGUCCUAACUCUGAAUGAUGUUAUGCUGGAAGUCUUGCCAUGUGUGAUCUUUUAUCUGUCAUCACUCCCCUCUUCAGUGUGAUUGAGAAGGCAGUAUCAUCACUUAUAGCCGCUCAUUACCUGAGCGGACUGGUCUUGUGUCAUCCUUGAGUGAAAAGUAGACCAUUUCGCUGCAGCGUUGUAGCUUUUCACAAGGCUGUGAUUGCUCAAACCAGAAGCAAAAGGUGUUUUGAAAGUGACUGUAGACAAUAACACACCAGAAUUCUUAUAUUUUUAGCUUUUGAACUUAACAAACUGACAAAAUAAGCUGUUACGAAGGCAGUUAUGUGUGGAAAUUCUUAUUCCUUCCUUCCCCUUAUAUAAGGUUGGUGGUUCUGAGUAAGCCUAUGACACAUUGUCAAGGAUAUGAUUGCUGAAAGCUACAAGAGUCCUCCGCUGGUUUUGUUCGACUACUGUCCAUGUCCAUAGACACAAGAAUUAUUGUAUGCAUUCAUAUGGAUAUUUUUAUUGGCUGCCCUGCCUUCUUUCCACUUACAAGUGUUUUUCCAAAGUAGCCUCCGCCUCUGAUACGAGUACAUCAUUACUCCUCCACAACAUCAGUGCAACUUAGAAGUAGCGAGAUGUGGAGAUGAGAUGAUGUUUCAGUGGGGUUAACCAUGUUGCUGACCUUUGCGUGAACUCUGGUUUGUUGAUAUUCCCCAUAUUGCUGUGUUUCCUCCAGGGGAGAAUCUCUAAGCAGCUUUUCCUCCACUUCAAAGGGAGAGAAUGUAGGCCUGUUUUGCAUAAUCAGGUGGGGAACAGCUUUUUGCCAGAGAGGCAGGAAUUAAUUUGUGGGACCGCCAGAUGUAAUCAUUAAAACUCCAGUCAUUGACAAUAAAUGGGGAGGAGGAGGGGAUAGAGGAGGAACUGUAGAACAGUAGGAGGGAUGAGAAAGAGAUGUGGAGCAUAGCAGAGGGCACUAUGGCAAAGCAGGCUAAUCUGGCCCGAGCUCAGUCAGAAUGACGUUUUUUAUGUCUGAUAACAUUCAGCUCUGGUGCUCUGUGUUUGGACAUGUUGGCACGAGGGUAAUCCUGACUUCUCAUCACCCUUUCAUUUUUAUGCACUUGACGAUUUUAGCCGUGUUCAAAGUGUUUGGAAACAUAAGCCAGUCGGACUGAAAGCCAUUUAGCAGUAUGUGCAGGCUUUAAAACUCAAUUCAUAAAGCCCAUAAAUGUACUGUAUGGUUCAGUCUCACUGCUCUCAUUAACCCUGUACCCAACAGUGUGCAGACGGUGAAAUGUGCUGUACUCUGUAGCUGCUCAGCAGCAAUCACCAGACAAAGUUAGCGACUAACUGGUGAAGACUUUGUAAUUUAUGGGUAAAAUAUUAUAUACAUCACAUCAUGUUAUAUUCACCAACAAGAUACUGACUUAGAAAAGCUUCUUCAUUGUUUGUAUUGCCAAAAAUCAUUCUGUAUAUCAAUAUGUCCCCUCUUGUGAAAAUGUUUGACAGUAAGUGUGCCAGACAGUAAACAAGUGGGUCUAUAGAUUUAGUACCACCUGGGUCAUCCAUCAUUCAUUUCAAAUGUCAUAAUUUGUCAAUAUUCCAUCAGUGGAUGUGAGUAACAAGGACUGCUGCUCUUGAUUGAUUGUUACACAACCAAUCUCUGAGGAGAAAAAAGUCUGCCAGACUGAAUAAAAACGUACAGAGGUCAAGUCACGAUUUCUGCUUGUCUAUGCGUACACAAUAAAAGCAGGAGUUUUAUUCACGA
Messenger RNA from Scatophagus argus, 4624 nucleotides. It is a transcript of the gene nsun3, whose product is annotated as NOP2/Sun RNA methyltransferase 3. Gene Ontology annotation, cellular component: mitochondrial large ribosomal subunit. NCBI's taxonomy places the organism in Eukaryota, Metazoa, Chordata, Actinopteri, Scatophagidae. Gene Ontology annotation, biological process: rRNA methylation. The record is from RefSeq and is a predicted model, not a curated record. The transcript is spliced from 6 exons. The coding region runs from base 137 to 1552 and encodes 471 amino acids. Gene Ontology annotation, molecular function: methyltransferase activity.